Molecule: messenger RNA, 1227 nt
Organism: Dissoconium aciculare CBS 342.82
Lineage: Eukaryota; Fungi; Ascomycota; Dothideomycetes; Mycosphaerellales; Dissoconiaceae
Product: NAD(P)-binding protein
Exons: 2
Coding region: 333-1076 (247 amino acids)
Source: RefSeq, a predicted model, not a curated record
GCCGUUGUGAUUAAAAACGUCAUGACAUGUACGGGACAACUUCACGCCGACUCGUAGAACUCGUGAUGACGAAUCAUCGGCGCCCGGUCAAGAUCUUUGUCCGAACCACUGAUUUCGAUUGCAGAUCUUUGACCUUGAGAAUACACGUUGCUUAAUCCUCGACACUACGGUGUAACUGCUGAACAUUUGACACAAAAGCAAACUUACCUACGUAUACACCAUCUUCUCCACGAGGAAACUGUCUCGAAGCUUUCUCCAUUCAUCUCUUAUCUCUCGGUACGCACUCUCAGCACGCAAUUUCCAGAUCAGUCAAAUAUCAUAUCAACGUCGCAAUGGCGGGAAACCCAAUCGCUGUCAUAGUUGGUGUCGGGCCAGGUACUGGAGCAGCGAUAGCGAGGCGUUUCGCGACCGCAUAUCCAGUUGCAUUGCUUGCUCGUAGUCCCGAGAACUUCGAGGGCCUGGUCACUGAAAUCAACCAAAGCGGCGGCAAGGCUCUAGGAGUCAGCACGGAUGUCUCAAGCGAGACCAGCGUCAAGGCUGCGUUCGAAAAGAUCCAACAGGAAUUCGGCAAAGUGCCCAUCGCUGCAGCUAUCUUCAAUGCCUCUGCGCGACCGCAAAGAAAACCUCUGCUCGAACUCACCGUUGACGAAUUUCAGGCUGGCUUCGACGUGAGCAGCAAAGGAGCCUUCAUUUUCUCGCAAGCAGUUCUACCGGGUUUGAUUGAACAAGCCGAGCGCCAGGAUGCCAAAUACCCGCCAACGCUGAUCUUCACUGGCGCGACUGCUUCGGUGAAAGCCAAUGCUCUCAUGUCUGGCUUCACCAGCCCGAAGCACGCAUUGAGGGCUCUCUCGCUCUCGAUCGCAAGGGAAUUCGCACCCAAAGGCGUGCACGUCGCCCAUGCCAUCCUCGAUGGAGUGAUCGACAUCCCUCUCACGCGAGAAUGGCUCAAAGACCAACCGGCGGAGGCCAAGAUCGCGCCUGACGAUAUUGCGGAAACUUAUUGGAACCUGCAUCAGCAAUCUCGAAGGUGCUUCACCAAUGAGAUCGACAUUCGUCCCAUGUUGGAGAAAUGGUAGAGGGAACCUGCCAGGUACUGUUCGGGGGCUGCCGUUCGUUCCGAAGAUUAUGAAUAAUGGAAAUGUAAUUUACCAUGCGUCGCGCAUGCUCCCACUUCUCAUCAUGUGCCACGGUCUCUCUUCUGCUACCACUCCGCGAAUGUGUCCUCCG